Molecule: messenger RNA, 10420 nt
Organism: Etheostoma cragini (Arkansas darter)
Lineage: Eukaryota; Metazoa; Chordata; Actinopteri; Perciformes; Percidae
Gene: plce1
Product: phospholipase C, epsilon 1
Exons: 47
Coding region: 650-7732 (2360 amino acids)
Biological process (GO): lipid metabolic process; phosphatidylinositol-mediated signaling; small GTPase-mediated signal transduction
Molecular function (GO): guanyl-nucleotide exchange factor activity; phosphatidylinositol-4,5-bisphosphate phospholipase C activity
Source: RefSeq, a predicted model, not a curated record
ACGAGCUGCUGCAUCUCGAGAGUUGUGAAGUGAGACAUCUACCAAGAGUUAGCAGGACAUGUGUUUAAGUAGUCAGUAGUUUGCGAAGUUUAGAUUAGUUCUAACUGGAUUUGACAACAUUGGUCGUUGAUAGUGAGCGGGAAUCCUGAUUCACAUGAAAAAUCCUGGAGCCUAAGAUUAACAGGACUUUUUUACAAGGAGAUUGCCUACAUCAAUGGCCUGCAAAAGGAUAACUAUGCCACAGAUACAUAUCAGGUCCAAUCAGGGCUAGCGCACACAGGGACACACAUGGCGGUGUAAGCUGUGACUGUGAACCGUACUAUCAAGGAAAUUCCUCGGCCCUCCAGGGUCACCUCCGUGGGUUCUCUAUCUGGUGGUUUGUACAGCUGCACUAGCUUCUGUUUCUACAACACGCACACAAAACUCACACAGAGCACACUCUGUAUGGACAUGUUGUCUUAGUCUCUCAAGAGUUCCCUGGAAGCUGAAGUAGUUAUUUGCCCCCAAUACACGUCCAUGACCAUGGUGGCACACUGACAUUGAAGAGGAAUCUUGGGACUGUUGUGUAGCAUGACCUGAAGCGGAUCUCUCUCAUCAUCUAAAACUGCAUCAAAACAAAGCAUAAAGCAGGACGCUCCAGGGAGACGCCAUGGCUACUGAAAAUAAUCCGACACAGGUUGGGUCUGUAGUCCUGGCUCCGCAUGCUUCACCUCCAUCCACUGGGAGCACACCCAGCCGAGCAGCCAGACACGCAAAUGACAACCAGGAAGUAUGGCGGUACUCUGAACAAUUGUGGCAAUCGAAACAGCGGAGUAGCCCUUCCCUUCUGUUAUAUAGGAAGUUGUCGUGUGACAGUCGGAAAGGGACGAUUUUGGACGAGGAAUACGAGUGUUUGGAUUACAACUCAAAACUCUUGAGUACCGAGGAGAAACUUUAUCCAGAGCUGUUGGCUGGCAGAAGAAUUGAAGGAAUAACUAACACUGUUCCUCCGAUACCUGGGAAUAGUUCAGAGGGAUGUCCGGGCCAGAUGGACACGCCUGUAGAGGGUGUGGAUGUAGGCAGAUACAAGCAACCUGGCAGCACCCGCUGCUCCUGCACCCUGUCGAGCCUUUAUAUGGGUCCAAAAAUCUAUUGUUGCCACAGUCCCAGAUCCAGUCCAAGCCUCAGCUCUAGCCCUGUUCAGAGUCCUCGCCUCUGCCCCAGCCCCAGCACCAGUCCCUCUCAGCACAACUAUCGACACAUCCGUCGCAGUAGCCUGCCUGUGUCUAUGCUGGCUCUCCACAAGACGUUACCCUGCCUGUCAUCUCGGUGCGGUCCAUCCAGCGAACCGAGCUCUUUGGUGUCAUCGCCCUGUAGUUCCCCCCCUGCAAACCCCCGCCAGCUUCGCCGGAAUGGACACAUUCACUGGCAUCAUCUCAAAGAUGGCUACUCGAGUUUAGAAAGGCUCAACAGAAAGCCCAGGGUUAACAAAUGCUCCCUUGAGGAAUUAUUUCUAAGACGAACAUCUCUCGAAACCAUGAAAACAACCACGAGGACAACCCUAAGGAAGGAUGAGAGGUCAUCCUCAGGAGUGACCAGGAACUGUGGUGGCGGUAGCGGCGGCAGCAGCAGCAGCGAUGAGGGGGAUGGAGAGGGUCUCUUGGAUAACACAGAGUUUAUUAGAAACCGUAAAGAGCGUUCUACUGUCCUGGUGAGGCGCUUCUUCAAGAAUAAUCAAAAGAUGACCAAGUCAGUGUGUACUGGUACCAGAGCGAUUGUCAAGACCCUGCCAUCAGGACGCAUCUCCGAGGAGGUCUGGGACAAAGUUGGUAAUUGCAGGAUAUGGCAACCCAGCAAGAAGGAUAUGUGGCCAGUCGUAAUACGUACUAUGGGAGAAGAAUUCAGAGUCUGCAGGGAGAUGCUACAUUUUGUUGGAGUUAAGCUACAGCAGGUUAACAACUAUGUGCAGGACAGAGAGGAACUCAACCUGAUUUAUCCCGCCAAAAAGCUCCUGCUGUCUUGCCCCGGAUGUGUGUGUCUCAGGGAGUCUCGCUGGCCAUCGCACACCAACAGUGCCAGCCCAGCCAGACCAGAUCUGAUCCCCUACCGCUGUCAUCCAUCUAGGUUUUUUGCUUGUGGCCAGAGGACAUCGGUGUGUUCCCUGCUGACCGGAGCACUACUAGAGGCCACAGCAGCUCUCGGUGCCCGCUCCGCUCUGCCCUACCCUUUGCCCCAGGGCCCCAACAGCCACGCCGUGCUGAAGGAGCGUCAGCUGGCCAACAGUAUGACCAGCAGUGGCUCUUUUCCUCCCAGUGUCAGUGGGAUCAGUAAGGAGCUGGUGGAGGUGCGCCACCUUGUUCAGUUCCCUGAGGAGAUCGCCUGCAUCCUAACCGAGCAAGAGCAGCAGCUUUACCAACGGGUCUUUCCUCUGGACUACCUCCGUUUCCUCACCCGAGACGUGGGCACUCCUGAGUGUCAAACCAAACGGCACCCAAACCUCAAGGCUUCACUUUCGGUGCCCGCCAUGUCUACCCAGAGUGCUCAGCGAAGUAACGCUGUGGAGGACCUGGUGGCGCGCUUCAAUGAGGUUAGUUCGUGGGUGACCUGGCUUAUCCUAACAGCAGGGUCCAUGGAGGAGAAGAGAGAAGUUUUCUCCUAUCUAGUCCAUGUCGCUAAAUGCUGUUGGAACAUGGGAAACUACAACGGCGUCAUGGAGUUCCUGGCUGGUCUCAGGUCCCGCAAGGUGCUAAAGAUGUGGCAGUUUAUGGACCAGUCAGACAUAGAGACCAUGAGAAGCCUAAAGGACGCCAUGGCUCAGCACGAAUCUUCUUCUGAGUACAAGAAGGUUGUGACAAGAGCUCUCAAUAUCCCGGGAUGCAAGGUGGUGCCAUUCUGUGGGGUGUUUCUGAAGGAGCUGAGUGACGCCUUGGAUGGGACAGCAAGCAUCAUCAGCCUCAAACCACAUCCAGAUAGUACAGAGGACUCAAUAGAGUUUGCGUCUGACUACAGCGGCCAACAAAACUUCAUGUCGCGGUCUGGUUCAGAUGGACUACACGUCCCAGAGAAAGAAGCCACUGUCAGCAACAUCCUCCAGAUUAUCAGAUCUUGUAAUCGUAGUUUGGAAGCAGAGGAUACUGAUGAGGUGUCCACUAGUCCCUAUUCUACUGGUCCAUCCCCUGUGUCCAGAAACAACUCUUUCAGGGACCGCUGCCGCAAUCAUUCCCAUUCGUUUAGGGCACCGCCAGAAUCAAACCAUGUCUUAUUCACGGUGGGGGACUUAUCGGAUGUAGAGGCUGACUUGUCGUCUGAGCCGGUGGUGAAAGAGGUCGAGUUUCAGGGGACGGAGGAGACGCACAGAGCUUUCAGCCAUGGCACUGAGCUCAUUCCCUGGUAUGUGUUGUCGAUACAACCAGACAUUCACCAGUUUCUGCUGCAAGGGGCUACAGUCAUCCACUACGACCAGGACAGCCACCUCACAGCUCGCUGUCUGCUGCGACUACAACCUGACAACACAACACUCACUUGGGGUAAGCCUCAGAGCGCAGGGGCCGCCUCUACAGAACAGCCACUGGGAUUAGGACAGACUGUAUUGGCAGGACUAGCAGAGGGCCUGUUGGACCUCGGAGUGGUGAAGGCAGUGUUCCUUGGUCAUCAGGGAGUGGACGUCCAUGCUGUAUGUUUGCAGAACAAGCUAAGCCAGAUGAUAGUGGAGGAAAAUGGUCUCAGCCUCCUCUACGGCCUCAGUACCACCGACAACAGACUCCUGCACUUUGUAGCCCCCAACCACACGGCAAAGAUGCUCCAUAAAGGUCUGUCAGAGUUGGUGAAUGCAAACAGAAAAUUAAAGAAGUUUCCUGACCAAAGGUUGCAGUGGCUGAGAAAGCAGUAUGUCAGUUUGUAUCAGGAGGAUGGCAGGUACGAAGGCCCUACACUUGCUCAUGCCAUUGAGCUGUUUGGUGGGCGGAGGUGGAACAUGGCUACAGGCGGAGUGGAGAAAUCUGCUGCCCAGAAAAACAGCCCUCUGAGCAUCAAUGAUAAGACCAAGAAGAAGAAGAAGGUCCUUGUUAGGGGAGACAGUGGGGAUGCCACAGAUGACGAGAUGGUUUCCAGGAAAACAAGGAGCUGUAAGGAGGGACUAUAUCGAAACGGGCCAGAGUCUGACAGCAUUGACCAAGAAGAUCCAGACGACAGUUUCCCUGGACCAUUUUCCCUGUCAUCCAGUAAAAGUCCUGGAUUGCUAGCCUCGUCCUCUUCCUCCUCUUCCUCUUCCUCCAGCAUGGUAGGGUCUAACCAUUCCCGCCCGCAAUCCUCUCCGAUCCUCUCAGGAACUGCCAAGUCACAGCCAGGGGCGUGGAGCAGCAGGUCGUGGCACGGUCGAGGUAAAGGCUGUUUCAAAGGCUUCCAGAAUCUUAUGAUUUCUGACAGCUCGAUGAGCUUCAUCGAGUUCGUCGAGCUCUUCAAGUCAUUCAGUAUCCGAAGCAGGAAGGACCUGAAAGAGUUAUUUGACACCUUUGCUGUCCCAUGCAGUCGUUCAAGUCCAGAGUCUGCUCCUUUGUACACCAACCUCAGCAUAAAUGAUAAAGACACAGGGCUACAGCCAGACCUCGACCUAUUAACCCGCAACGGUUCUGAUCUUGGCCUAUUUAUCCGGACGAGGCAGCAGAUGUCUGACAACCAGAGGCAGAUCUCAGAUGCCAUUGCAGCAGCCAGCAUCGUGACAAACGGGACAGGAGUGGAAAAUGCAUCACUAGGCGUCUUGGGAUUGGCUAUUCCUCAGCUCAACGACUUCCUUGUGAACUGUCAGAGAGAACACCUGAGCUAUGAUGAGAUUCUCAGCAUUAUACAGAAAUUUGAGCCCUCAUCAAGCAUGAGACAGAUGGGUUGGAUGUCAUUUGAAGGCUUUGCAAGGUUUCUGAUGGAUAAGGAGAACUUUGCUUCUCGUAAUGAGGAAUCCCAGAUGAACCCGGAGGAGCUGCAGUACCCUCUGUCCUACUACUACAUUGAGUCUUCUCACAACACCUAUCUGACUGGACACCAGCUCAAAGGAGAGUCCUCUGUUGAGCUCUACAGUCAAGUGCUGCUGCAAGGCUGUAGGAGCGUUGAGUUGGACUGCUGGGAUGGAGAUGAUGGCAUGCCAGUUAUUUAUCAUGGACACACGCUUACCACUAAAAUACCCUUCAAGGAUGUGGUGGAAGCAGUUAACCGGUCUGCAUUUGUCAAUUCGGACAUGCCCGUCAUCCUGUCCAUAGAGAACCACUGCUCCCUUCCACAGCAGCGCAAGAUGGCUGAAAUCUUCAAGACAGUGUUCGGGGAACGGCUCGUGACUCGCUUCCUCUUUGAAAGUGACUUCAGCGAUGACCCUCACCUGCCUUCGCCACUGCAGCUGCGGGGGAGGAUCCUCCUCAAGAACAAGAAGCUCAAAGCACACCAGGCACCAGUGGACAUACUCAAACAGAAGGCUCACCAGCUGGCCCACAUGCAGGCCCAGGCUAGCAAUGGGUCAACGGGGGUUACUUUGCCUGGAAACCACACCAAUGAGGACGAGGAAGAGGAAGAAGACGAGUACGACUACGACUACGAGUCUCUAUCAGAUGCUGAUGUCCUCACAGCCUCUACUGCCUCAUAUGGCCUGGAAGAUAAUAUCCUGGAUGACAAACCAGAGGUGAGGAGCUCAACAGAAAAAGAAGAGCAGCCUGUUGAUGAACUACCGAAGAGGAUGAAGAAGUCUGAUAACACCACGCAGAGCAAAGGAAAGGUGUUUGACAUGGAGCUGGGUGAGGAGUUUUAUCUUCCUCAGAACAAGAAGGAGAGUCGACAGAUUGCCCAGGAGCUGUCAGACCUCAUCAUCUACUGCCAGGCUGUGAAAUUUCCUGGCCUGUCCACGCUGUCUCCAGCCGGCUCUGGUAGAGGGAAGGACCGGGGAAAAUCCAGGAAGUCCCUAUUUGGCACAGCUCCCCCUCGCUGUAGCACAACAGGAGAGAUUGUGACCCAGAGCCGCACCCCUGGGAAAGGUGGUGCAGAGCGGCUGAGCUGGGAGGAGCAGCAGACAUCUCCCAUCCUCAACCCCCCCACCUCUCUCAGCGCCAUCAUCCGCACGCCCAAGUGCUACCACAUCUCCUCCGUCAACGAGAACGCAGCCAAGCGCCUGUGCCGGCGUUACUCUCAGAAGCUGAUCCAGCACACCGUGUGCCAGCUGCUCAGGACGUACCCAGCAGCCACCAGGAUUGAUUCAACAAACCCCAACCCUCUGCUUUUCUGGUUGCAUGGUAUCCAGCUGGUGGCACUCAACUAUCAGACGGAUGACUUGCCCAUGCAGUUAAACACGGCUCUGUUUGAGGCCAAUGGCGGCUGUGGCUACGUCCUGAAACCGGCGGUCUUGUGGGACCGUACCUGUCCGCUCUACAAGCAGUUCUGUCCGAUGGAGAGGGAUGUGGAGAAAAUGAGCCCUGCUCUCUAUUCCCUAACUAUUGUCUCUGGUCAGAACGUUUGUCCCGGUAACACCGCUGGCAGCCCCUGCAUUGAAGUAGAUGUUCUGGGCAUGUCCAUCGACAGCUGCCACUUCCGCACCAAACCCAUCCACCGCAACACACUCAACCCCAUGUGGAGUGAGCAUUUCCAGUUCACCGUGCACUUUGAAGAGAUGUGCUUCCUGCGCUUCGCCGUAGUGGAGAACAACAGUUCCCAGACUACCGCUCAGAGGACACUGCCUCUAAAGGCCUUAAAGCCAGGUUACAGACAUGUCCAGUUGAGGACACAACAUAAUGAAGCUCUUGAAGUGUCAAGCCUGUUUAUCUUCAGCCGCAGAAUAGAGGACGGUCCCACAGGGGGCGCCACUCCCUCAUCACUGCUGUUCAGUUCAGAGGAGAAACAUGCCUCACGGCAGCACAGGGUGACAGUGUACGCAGCGCCUGGUCCUGAGCUCUUCACUGUGUUCUGUGUUACAGAACAGACGACCGCCAAACAGCUGCUGGACACGGUUGUAGCAUCUACAGGAAACCCGUCACAAUACUUUCUGUGUGAGGAGAAGGUCCCUCUGUUGAAGGAGCGCAGCGAGCUGAAGCGCUGUGCUCAGCAUCGUCCUCUUGCGCCCGAGGAGGAGGUGGUCAGACUGGUCUCCAGCUGGAACUCUGAGGAAGGAUUCAUGGGGAGGAUCUGCCUCAAAACACGAGAAGAGAACUUAAAUGAGAAGAACUCAUUGCUGGAGGGAGAGGAGGAGGUGACUGUGGGAGGUAAAGAAGGAGCAGGAGGAGGAGGAGGAGGAGGAGCAGCAGAGGAUGAUAUGUUCUUCGUCCAGGUCCAUGAAGUUUCCCCAGAACAGCCUCACACUGUGAUCAAAGCCCCGCGCUACAGCACUGCUCAGGACAUCAUACAGCAGACAUUGUCAAAGGCCAAGUAUUCCUACAGUAUCCUGUCUAAUCCCAAUCCAUAUGACUACGUCCUAAUGGAGGAAGUGACCAAGGAGGCUGGCUCUAAGAAGUCCUCCACCACUAAGCCCCUGCAGCGGCUACUGCUGGAUCACGAGUGUGUCUACCAAGCUCAGAGCCGCUGGCGUGGCGCGGGAAAGUUCAUUCUUAAACUCAAAGAGCAGGUGGUACGGGAAGACAAAAAGAAAGUCAUUUCCUUUGCCAGCGAGCUUAAGAAGCUGACCAGCCGCAGCCGCAGCAUGACGACUGGCGGUGGAGUGGACGGCCCCGCCCAAAGUAAGGAUGAUAGAGCUGCAUGCUGUGUGGCUCUGACAGAGCUCCAGGAGUGAGGCUCACACUCUGCCUGCUGUCUGUGCAUGGAAAGGCAACAGAGGGUAUCUGCCUGCAGGUCUGAAGGCGUGGGUGGCAGAGGGCAGGGUGGAGGCAGGAAGGUUCCUUCAGGCCUCCUCCUCCUCCUCCUCCUUUAGGGGGCAAAUUGAACCUGUCCACCUGCCCACCUCUUCUCUGACCCCUCCAGCCUGGACACUUCACCUUCUCAGAAACUGGAAGAUCCACAGAUGAAGUCCAGAGAGAGAGACUUGGGUUAACUACUUCUAAACUUGGAGGAUUCUCCUUUCCAUAAGAAGGCAAGGUGUUUCAGCGAGGGACGGAUACGCUACUUUCUAAAUCCUGUCUGAUCCAACCUAGUGUGAGUUGAGCAAAUGGAUGAGAAGAUUCAAUGGGUUCGGUGACAGAUCAGCCCCUUGGCUUGGUCAGAAAUCCCACUCAGCGUCACUUGGAGCAAUGGUGGUCCUUGGAGCAGGUAGCCGGCUCUUCUUGGUUUAUUGGUUGUAGUGCGGCUCCACCGAGAGUCCGGAGUACCAGAGGCAGCGGCUGUUAUUGAAGUCUUCGUGAUCAGGGACAUAAAGUAUUCCUUCUCUGACCAAUAAAAAGGAGCACUUUCCUGAGUCACAUUAAAAGAAUGAAGAGGUACGGGUGUCCGUUUCUUUUAUCUCCUAAAAAUGAGAAAGAGAAAUUACGUGCAAAUGGCCUCUGGGUUGAAUGACUUUAGCGAACCACAUUUAAAAGAGUUAUUUAAGUGUCCUAGCACGGGCUACAGUUUGCUAUCUUGUAUUUGGUUCUAUGUAAAUUUAUGAAGUAUUCUCCCUUUCUGGUAUCACACAAAGGAAGCACAGAGGAGACAGAGGGAGAUCUGCUUGUAAAAACAGAAGGAGAGAUGUAGGAGAGAAUGAGAGCUCUUGAGGUAACACAGUAUUCUUCUCUUUCUCAGGUAUGGGCACUUUCUUUUCUGACGGUAUUGUGAAUUGUGAAUGAGGCUGACAAGCGGGCUUGUUUGGUUCUUUUCUUAUUGUUUCAGUUUCACAGUACUGUAAAGGCACAUUUUGGUCAACACUCACAACAAGACAAAUAUUCAGAUAUUCUGUAGUGAAAGCAAUGCUUUAGGUGAUGUUUUUGGACACUACUGUCGCUACCCUAAAGGUGACGUGAAGGUGAUGCAUGAACAGUGUUUGAAGGCAGUGUAGCUGUGCAAGAUGAACUUGUUGAGGGGCAAAUAUGAAACCACUUCUUAUCGCUGUGGUGAUAAAGGUAUGACCCCUCUAAGUUGCCUUUAAAUGUUGCAACACUGCCUUUAACUUUUGGUUAUUUUUGUAGAUGUAUCUCUGAAGGACGAUCUGUGGCUCGUUUCACAAAGUAUUUUCUUUCUGUCAUCAUUGUCCACUAAUAUAUGUUAACCAUAUGCGAACUAAAUAAAUAAUUGUAUACAUAAUUUCAAAGAAAAAAUAUAUAUUUGUUGUAAUUUUCAUUGAGGAAUACUACUAAUGCUAAUUGGGCCAGGGUUUGAUAUAUAAACACAAGUGGCCAUACAAGAAAUUGACCGAAACAAAAUGUCUAAAAUUGUUUAAAUUAUUAGUUGAAUUCAGAAUUAUUUCAUAGAAUAAGUAAUUAAGAUUACAAAUUUGACCAAACAUUUUAUUCCAGGUUUCGGUCCUGGACAGUUAUGGAAAGUAUCAAGGCUCAUUACCCAGUCCUAAUGCUAAUAGUGUUAACAAGCCAUUGACUAAACUGAGAAACCCACAAUGUGACGAGGACUUAAGGAGGAAUAAAAUGCUAAAACUAAUAAUAUUUUGUCCUUUAGUCGAAUAGAACAAUGACGAUGUUGGCACGUAGAUGCUUUGGAGGAACAGCCAAGUCUUCUUCAGACCAGCAUUUUGCACAUUUUGCUUUUCCUUUUGCUGUCAUCUUAAUUUGUUUUUGUGUAACUGUCUGAAAACGGUUUUUCUUUUUAAUUAUGAUCAUCAUAUUAAUUACUUUUAAUUGCAGCCCAGUAGUGAAUUUAUUUUUGAGGUAAGCACAAGAUAAAUGUUUGGAUUGUUUUUAAUCUUUGUCUAACUGUAAUCAGCAUGUAGUCUGAGCCCAAAUGUGAAAUUCCCUACUCAAAAACAUUACCUAGCGACAGAAUUAAUUGCAUUUAACUUUAAUUUAUUGGCCUAGAUUUAAUGGCCUUAGAUUUUGAAUACAGUUUCUAUAUACAGUAGAUGACUAGUAUUGAUUGUCAGUAAUGAUUGUGUGCUUUUCUUUAUUUCUACUUAUUUCAAGUUUCUUUUAGAAUUUACUAAAACUUGAUUGAUUUGAAGCCACGUUUCCCGUUCUUUCUGUUUUGAUGUAUAACAUUUCCAGAUUCUUUUUUUUUCUUUAGAAUAUAAUUAUUGUUGUCUUUGGCAUUUCACUUAUUAAUUUGUAGAUCUUGCUUAUACUGUAGUACUGCAGAUCCUUGAAGAACCAUUUUUAAAGCUACACUAAAAUGUUCUCUUUCAGUGGGUCAUGAUUGGUGAAAUCGAGACAAGAAAAGACCUAAAGGUCUUUCCCUAACCUCGUAGAGACAAAAUGACAACUUAAUUUCCUAUAUUAAAUCGAUAGAAAAUCCAUAGUUUUAAACUAAAAUCAGUUUGGGGUUAAGAAUAAAUUAUACUGUUAUAAAGUAAUUUUGCCAAUUUUCUUUAACCCAAAUUCCGACA